Ordospora colligata OC4 is the source of this 567-nucleotide messenger RNA. RefSeq names its product ribosomal protein L18. The transcript has a single exon. NCBI's taxonomy places the organism in Eukaryota, Fungi, Microsporidia, Ordosporidae. Gene Ontology annotation, molecular function: structural constituent of ribosome. Gene Ontology annotation, biological process: translation. The coding region runs from base 1 to 567 and encodes 188 amino acids. Gene Ontology annotation, cellular component: cytosolic large ribosomal subunit; ribosome. The record is from RefSeq and is a predicted model, not a curated record.
AUGGACGCAAAGCCUCGGAAGUCAAACGUGUUUUCGAAGAUUGAUAUGACUGUUCCUCUCACGAAGGAGUACAGGAUACACGGAAGUGCUUUGCCUACUGCAACUGAUCCAAGGCCACAAGUGUAUGCAGCAACUAUUUUUACCAAGAACCACGUGUUUGCAAAGGCACUGUUCUUCAAGAUUCUUGAGAAGAAGUACAAGAUAAAGGCAUCGAAGGGGCUUAUUAUUGACUGCACAGCGAUUCCUGAGCCAGAGUUUAGGGAGGUCCAGAAUUAUGGAGUAAGAUUUGUGUACCGAAGUAAGAAGGGAAUUCACAACUCGUACAAGGAGUGCAGGGCAAUCAGCAGGUGUGCAGCAGUUGAUUAUAUAUUGAGGGAGCUUUCUGGAAGGAACCAUCUGAAGAGGGCUGACGUCGACAUAAUCAGUGUUGAGAUGCUUUCUAAAGACAACAUACUUCGAGGAAAGACAAUUGACUUCAGUAAUGAGGAGGUUGAGUUCCCAGUGUUUUCAAAAUUGCUUAACACGAAGAAGCUGCUUGUUUCUACAGACUACGAUCCUACUGAUUAA